CCGCGGAUGCCCUGCCUGGAGUGCUCCGUGCGGCGCCGGGCUUGCCAGGGUCCGCGGCGAGACAUGCCCGAGCCGGGCGCUGCACCGACCUCGACUUCUCUGUAGGCAGCAGAAGGAACCAUGGUCAGCAAGGACUCGGGCAGAUGCAUACUCAUGACACCCGAGCAGGAAGUGGAGCCGGCCGCCUGCCUGGCCUUGGAGAUGAGAUACGCCCUGGACCCCAACCGGCAGAUCAAGAAGCGGAACAAGGCCUUGCAGGUGCGCUUUAAGGACAUCUGCGAAGCCCAGAAUGAGCAAAGGGACUCGCAGCUGUCCUCAGGACAGACGGGGGAGAAGCGGGAAGCCAAGGCCGUGUCCUGCAGGGCAGUGUAUCGCAAGUACAUGACAGUGCCCGCUCGCAGAUCCAUCCCCAACGUCACCAAGAGCACGGGUGUGCAGACCUCGCCAGACCUGCGCAAGUGUUACCAGACCUUCCCGCUGGACCGCAAGAAAGGCAGCCUCAAAGGCCUGCCAACUGCGGAUGGCUUCAGAAGCCAGAACAAUGGUUUCCCAGCAGAUUCAAAAGAAAAGAGCGAGGCCGGACCCAAGGAAGACCCCCAACCUUGCGGCGCGGGGAGAAUUCACAAGACCACAGCCUUGGUUUUCCAUUCCAACGAGCACCUGAAUGCGCUGGACCAGCCUUCCGGGGUCAACUGUGCAGAGGUCUGCAAGAACCCGGACCGGCUCGGCCACCAUGAGACUCUGCUCCAGAACUCUCGGCCUCCUUCUGAGGAGCCCAUCCACCAGCCGCAGGGGAGAGCAAAGUCCAACAGGGGUACCCCGGACUCAGAGGAGCCUGCUCCCCUCACCCACGGGAGGGUGUUUAAAACGGAGGUCGCCACUGUGUACCCGCCUGCCAUCGGUGCCAGGGCCCCUGAGCCUGGCUUCUCAAACUCUGCGGCUGCCAGUCAGUGGUCCCUCUGCCCUGUGGAUGAGGAGCAGGGGAGGGCGGCCCACCUCAACGGGCUGCAGGCGUCCACGGCCUCUGCUCUGGCCUGCGCACCUCCAGUGCAGUGCCCGCCCCCAGAAUUUAGCGAACAGCCCCCUCAGACCCAGCCCGGCCCCACAGCCGGAGAGGGAGAUGAAGAAUGCCGACAGAUCGUGCCUCACACAGAAGUAGUAGACCUCAAGGCCCAGCUGCAGGUGAUGGAGAACCUCAUCAGCUCAAGCCAGGAGACCAUCAAGGUGUUGCUGGGAGUUAUUCAGGAGCUGGAGAAAGGAGAGGCCCACCGGGAAGGGCUUUCGUAUCGGACAGGGCAAGACACAGCUAACUGUGAUACCUGCAGGAACAGCGCGUGCAUCAUCUAUAGCGUGGAGUUGGACUUCAAACAGCAGGAAGACAAACUCCAGCCCGUGCUGAGGAAACUGCACCCUGUCGAGGAAACUCAGGUCGCCCCUUCGCCUUACACUCAGGAGACUUACUCCUCCACGCCCAAGCAAAAAUCCAAAACUGAGUCCAAAAAGCACGGGAGAUGGAAACUCUGGUUUCUUUAAGACUCGUGGGGUUGGGAGUCCCCAGGUCAUCUUUCGAACCCACUGGAAUUCAAGUCAAUCCUUUUCCAAAAUGAACAGGAUCAAGGGACCUGCGGUGCCGAUAUGUGAUCCCCGCUUCUUGCCCUGCGUACCAAACAGGCCUUUGCACCAAUGGGUAAUUAGCAACAAGGGACUAAACAUUACCCCUUGCCAGGUGUCCUUUGCAGCUCAUGGAGGUGGGAUGUAAAAUCCUACAUAGUCAGAGAUAAGGAAAAAUUCUACCCCCCACCUCCCUACCUAUGAAUAUUACAUUAUCAGCCUGUGAUAUGGUGGGCUAGCCUUCUGUCCACAGCUGGAACUUUUAAUUAUUUUUGAUCCUUUUUUUUUUUUUAAAUAAUGAGAAGAAAAAGCAAGCCUUAUGUUUGCAAAGGACUUCAUUUUUACUUUUCAUUUUGCAAAUAAGCAGGGGGCGAGUGCAAUUUUCAGCACAUCACAUUCUGGAGAAAGCACAAUUUUUUUCAAGUGGUCGGAGACCAUAAAUAAUCUCGAAAAUGUGACUCUAUGUAUAUCUGCCUUUGUGUGCCGUAGCGCUAAGCCAAGUGAUCACAUCUCAGUGUCACAUUGACACCUCAGAUUUAGCACCCUCUUCAUCUCCAGAUGGACAACAUGUUUACUGCUCAUUUUCCAAAUGGCCAGCAGCCAGGAGCCCCCCACCCCAAGUCAGGACAUGCCUUUAAUCAUUGCAAACUGACAGGGUCAGAGCUAUCGGACACUAAGCUUUCUUAGAUCUCCACCAAAUGGUGGAUUCUGGCAAGAAUUUGAAAAGACCCAGAGGACGCACAAUGGCAAUACAGUUACCAAUGAAUUAGCACCUGGAGUGAGGCGGAAAGCAUUUUUGUGGCUCCAGCCCAGGCGACAUGAUUCCCUCUGUGAGUGCAGCAGGAUGUUUAUACAAUUCGUUACAUUUUGUCAGGACUGGAGAUCUGACCACCUCAAAGAAAAACAGUGGGUUUCCUUUAGCUGCUACCAAGGACAAACAAUAUCACCUACAUUUAACCUAUCAGUAAGUUGUAUUAAAAGACAUACUUAGGUGAAAGCUGUGACCCAAAAGUUUUUAGGUAUUUUUUAAAUCUGCCGUCUGUCACAGCGUUCUUCCUGACUACAUGUGGCAACACCGUUAUUUUUCCACUCAUUCCUUUGCACCUUUGCAAGUAUUUUUAUAGAAACCAAAAUCCCUUGGGUGUCAAAGACUUUGUCAAUGUUUUCGCUUCUCAUGUAUGAAGUAUCGACCUUAUUUUGCCUUUUGUUCAUUUUUCUUUUUUGUACAACUUAAAUUUUGACUAGUUUGUGAGCAGAUCAGAAAACCUCGUGUUGCGUGUCUGUCCGGCAGUCUCUUUGGGAAGUGCGUGCUGAGUGUCACACCUCUGAGAUUAGAGGUGGCUCAGCUUUGGGAGAGGACCAGACCUGCUUUGGAUGGACAAAAGCUGCUGCUCUCCAGACUCAAUGGAAACUCCACUGUAGCUCUAAACAUCCGGGUUAUACAAGGAUCUAGAUCAGCAAUUCGAACUGGUCUUAAAAAGUAAAGAAAAACCUAAAAGAUGGUAUAAGUGCUCUUUGAGGGUCAAACCACACUGUAGAAGUGUGCAUAAUUUAAAACACACACACACACAAAUGUGCAUUUAUGGAAAUACUAUGUAAGGAUUCAGUUCACUGGAACAGCAGUAAACAGACUGAGAAAUAUCUUUUGUGUAAGAAAGCUCAUCAGGCUGGUCCUAAACCCUGAAGGAAGUGCAAUUGCCCCACGUAGACUAAAACUUUAAAAAUGUGUUUCAUGUUUUUAUACUGUUUUUAAAUAAUGUUACAAAAUGUUGACAACCAAUUCUCGUUAUGUUUUAAGAAUUAUAAUGACCUUGGUGAGUGGAAGGGAGGCUUGGCAGCUUUCGAUCAAGUAAGGCUUCUGUCUAAAUGAGAGUACGUGCGAUGUCACUGUUUCCCAAAAUUAACAGAUUAAAUGUUUCAGAGCCACAAAAGAAACUCUGAAGAUAAACUAAUUCCUCCUCAAAAAUAAAAGCAUCUUCGAAAAUAGAAAAAAAAAUUCCAACCUCAUUUCACAGUCGAAUUGCAAUUUUCCAAUGACAAAGGGUAAUCCUUCUCUUGGAAAGAUUUAAGUCGAAACUUUAAUGCAAAAACAAGGUAAAAAGUACAGUGUUUCCUCCGAUGUAGACAUGGCAUU
Molecule: messenger RNA, 3745 nt
Organism: Nannospalax galili (Upper Galilee mountains blind mole rat)
Lineage: Eukaryota; Metazoa; Chordata; Mammalia; Rodentia; Spalacidae
Gene: Insyn2a
Product: inhibitory synaptic factor 2A
Exons: 4
Coding region: 121-1533 (470 amino acids)
Biological process (GO): inhibitory postsynaptic potential
Cellular component (GO): postsynaptic density
Source: RefSeq, a predicted model, not a curated record